Messenger RNA from Tarenaya hassleriana, 1314 nucleotides. Its product is annotated as pentatricopeptide repeat-containing protein At5g66520-like. The coding region runs from base 1 to 1314 and encodes 437 amino acids. The transcript has a single exon. Gene Ontology annotation, molecular function: RNA binding; protein binding. The record is from RefSeq and is a predicted model, not a curated record. Gene Ontology annotation, biological process: RNA modification. NCBI's taxonomy places the organism in Eukaryota, Viridiplantae, Streptophyta, Magnoliopsida, Brassicales, Cleomaceae.
AUGUCAACGAGAGCGAUCGGCUCUCAUUUGCCCAAGGCGACCGAACCGUUCCGGUGUAAGGCUCGAGCCAUCAGCUCACAUGCCGCAGCCAUUAGAGACGAGCCAUGUCCGUACAAGUCCUUAGAAACCUUCGUCUCGAUUCACCGCCUAGCCAUUCCUCUGGAGAGCUUCUCUCUGGUCUACGCCCUCCAAUCGGCCGCGUCUCUACGUAAUCUCUCCCAAAUCCGACACAUCCAUUGCCUUUCUAUCAAGCUCGGAUUCUCCAAGAAUGUCUACGCCGCUACGUCUCUGCUUAAUGGGUAUGUUACGGUUUCAAUGUCGGACGCGUGCAAACUGUUCGACGAAUUGUCUGAGAGAAAUACGGCUACUUGGAAUACGAUGAUCACUGGCCACUUGAGGAGUGGAAAUGUGAGAAGAGCCUCUGAGAUGUUCAAGACGAUGCCUUACAGGAAUGCUGUCUCAUGGUCUACGUUUAUCUCGGAUCAUGUCAACAAUGGCAGAUGGGUUACUGGGUUGGGCAUUCUCCGGGAUAUGAUGUUCAGAACUACGCUCAAACCCGAUCAAAAAGCGUUGUCGUCUGUCAUAUUGGGUUGUUCUCGAUUGGAUCCGGUGGGAUUGUUGUUAGGUAGAUCGGUUCAUGGGUUUAUGGUGAAGCAUGUGAGGAAGAUAAGCGUGAAUGCAGGCUCGGCAUUAAUCGACAUGUAUGCGAGGUUCGGAUUCAUGAAGUAUGCUAUCAAAUUUUUUGACUUUAUGCAAGAAAAGAACGUGGUGACUUGGACAGCUCUCAUCUGUGGCUCGGCCCUACACAGCGACGCCCGAAAAACGCUGGCUUUGUUCGAGGAAAUGCAAGUGUCGGGCGUGAGACCGAACGAGCUAACUUUCACGGGCGUUCUUAAGGCGUGUGUAAACUCGGGUUUGGUCCACGAGGGACGGAAGUACUUCAAAAUGAUGGAAGAGUACGGAUUAGAGCCGAAGAUUCACCAUCUCGGGUGCAUGGUCGACUUGUUGGGAAAUGCAGGGUUAAUAGAGGAAGCUUACGAGGUUAUUCAGUCUAUGAAACUCGAACCGAACAUCGUCAUAUGGGGUUCGUUCUUGUCAGCGUGUAGAGAGCACAACAAGCUCGAGAUGGCCGAGGGAGUGAUCGAGCUGGUCCUGAGGAAUAUGAGCCCUGAGACAGUUGGAUCAGGGGUUUACAGUCUGAUGUAUGAUAUAUAUGCCAUGAACCAGAAAUGGGAUGCAGCUGAAAAGGUUAGAGAGUUUAUGAAUGAGUCCUGUGCGAGGAAAAUCAGGGGCUCGAGUUUUAUUAGCACUUAG